Molecule: messenger RNA, 5715 nt
Organism: Misgurnus anguillicaudatus (oriental weatherfish)
Lineage: Eukaryota; Metazoa; Chordata; Actinopteri; Cypriniformes; Cobitidae
Gene: rnf180a
Product: ring finger protein 180a
Biological process (GO): serotonin metabolic process; positive regulation of proteasomal ubiquitin-dependent protein catabolic process; protein polyubiquitination
Cellular component (GO): endoplasmic reticulum membrane
Molecular function (GO): ubiquitin conjugating enzyme binding; ubiquitin protein ligase activity; metal ion binding
Source: RefSeq, a predicted model, not a curated record
UCAUCUGAUAUAUAAUAUUACAGGGUUAAAUGAUAUGAAUUAACAAUUUAAUUAAAACUAAAAAUAAAUAAAUAAAUUGCAUACAUUUAAAUUCUGGUCUUACCUCUCUUUGGCACUUACCUCAUCUUGAAGUCUUUUGGGGAGAUUUAAGUCCUGAAGUCAUUAGAUUAGAAAUUAGGGUUUAAUUUAAUUUAGAUUUAAGAGAGCCUGCAGAUUUCUGCUAUUUCCCAAGUGUAAAGGGAUGUCACACUAAAUAGCUGACACUUUAUCUUAUAAUUUUAAAUUAUAAGAUAAAUAAUAUUUUUAUUCAGUAAUUUUACUACUGUAAAAAAUCCUGUAUUUUCUGAAUGUAUUCUUUUUUUUUACUUUUUUUCAUUUUUUUUCAAGAAAAUAGAAGGGGAAAAAAUCCAGACAGAACAAGGGACAUCAGGCAUAAUCAUCAUAGAUUAACAAAGAUGCUCAAAUAUUAGCCUAUUUCAAAAAUACAGUAUUGUAGACAUAACUGUAAAAUAUACAUCAUCAUUUAGCAUGCUCCCACAAUGCACUGCAGAAUACAGUAGUACUGUAAUUUUCAAAUUUUUCAAAUCUAUUGUAAAUAUUUACUGUAAAAUUUACAGCAAUUUGUUACAGUGCAUGUAAAACAGAAAAGAAAAAGAAAAGGGAAUAAAUAAAUGAAAAAAUAUAAAUAAAUAAAAAGCAAGGCAUAUACAUCUCAAAUUGUAUUAAAAAAAUAUACAUUUUCCCCAAUAUACACCACAUUUCUCUCGUUUAUGUCUCAGAGAGAAAGUCAAAAUUCCAUUACAUGAAUUUCCUUAACUAUUUCUAUCCAUUCAGCAAUCUAUUCAGCAAUCGGGAAAUCUAUACUUAGCCAUUUCCUUGUAAUUGCUUUCUUGCUACCUGCUAAAAGUAUUUGUUUCUGACUGUAUUCUAAUAAAGAUGCUUCCUGUAUACCUCAGUGGUAGAGCAUUGUGUCAGCAGAGAAAAAGGUUAUGGGGAACGCACAUUCGUAAAAUGUAUGCUUUGUAAUGCACUGUAAGUCGCUUUGGAUAAAAGCGUCUGCCGAAUGCAUAAACAUAAAUAUAAUAUAUAUAAAUAUAGUUAUUGAAAGAAAUGAUAUGGUUACUUACUAUACAAUUGCAAAAACAACAAAGCUAAUGGUGGCCUAUAAGCUUUUAUAUAUACGGUAUAUGUGCAAAAGUCUUUGGCCAAGAUUAUCAUUAAUUCUAAAACAAUAAGUGAUAAAUGUAGAUCUCGUAAUGUUAAACUGCUUGCAGUCGUUUAUCUUUCAAUACAGUUAUAUAGUUUUGUUUCAUUGCUUACAAAAACAGUUUGACUUCUUCCCUUGAUUCACAUUUAGGUUGAGUGAAACUUAAAACAUUUUUUUUUUUAAUUGUCAGUUCAGUUCUCACUUCAAAACAUUUGUAAUUAUUCUUGCAAUUGUAAAAUAACAUAAAGUUACACUUGCAACUGUACUAAAUCAUUGAUAAAGACCAAAUAAAGUUGGCAUCAUUUAAUUACAAACAAACACAUCAGACAUUUCAUGUCUAUCACGGUCCGUGACACUCAUAUGCUGCUAUCUGUUCAGAGAAAAGAGCUGACUGUGUCUAUUGAAAAGGUUGGUCUGGUUAUUUCACCUAAUUCUGCCACCCUUAUUCCACAAUGCAUGCAUUGUUGCUUGUUUAAAUUCUAUACGCCCCGGGGACAAUUGUGUCGCUGAACUGCCACUAUUUAUGCGGCUUUGCCAUUGUCAACAGUGCAAAAUACCUCGGGGGGCCAGCAUGUUCCUGCUGCCUCUGAGCGCUAGGCCUCACGUAAUUUAUAUAUUCUCUGGUCUGCUGUGGAGUGACUUUUGACUUGUUGGGUGUAGUGGGGGAUGGAUAGCUUCAAAAGUGAAUUGUCCAUUCUUGGAGAUGGAUUCACAUGGAGUACUCGAGUGUACAGCCGACGCCUUGUGUCUGGAGGUCAGGCCUUUGCAGAGGGUCAGCGGUGUCAGACAAGCCCACAGGAAGGCCCUUAGCCUGGAUUAUACAGAUGCCCAUCGAGAGGCUAGAGGCGAAGAAUCCCCAAGGAGAUAUUAUGAUCCGUUUUUUCCAGAGCAUACGCUACGAUCCAGCCAGCAGUCGUCCUCCUCCCCGUGCCAUAGGACGAGUUCCUCUGCUCAGUCUUCUCGUGACAGGACCAGUAUGUUCUCUAGGAUGGUUGGGCUAGAACCUGUUGAGUCGAAUAUUAUUAGAGACUCACAGAUCUCCCCCGAGGAUCAGGAAGCAGGCAGCUCUUUCAACUGCAGAGCUCCUCUGAUGUCUGUCAGCAGCUCGGAGGAGGAACAUGAGGUUGGAGAACAGACUGGCAGAGCUACAGCAGUGCUCAGCGUGGCUUCAUCUCUGCUUACACCCACUCCCACCAGAGAGCGCAGGCUUAGUAAAAGAGAAAAAAAACGACUAAAGAGCCUGAGGAGAAGACAGAAGAGGAGAGAACGAUGCAGACAGAGCCAGCUGCAAGAGAAUUUGCAGAGCUCUACAGGGAACCCAUCUAGCAGCAGUGAGGAUGAAGUGUUACCAGGGCCGGAUCGUGAAGGCUUCAUCUGUGCUGUAUGUCUGGAUGUCUACUUCAAUCCAUACAUGUGCCACCCCUGCAGCCACAUCUUCUGUGAACCUUGUCUGCGGACGCUGGCCAAAAACUGCCCCACUAACACACCCUGUCCUUUGUGCAGAACCACCAUUACACAUGUUUUCUUCCAGAAAGAUCUAAACCAUACAGCACGUACAUUCUUCCCAAAGGAAUACCUGUCUCGAAAGCAGACCUUCCAGAAAGCAAGCUGCGCGAAAUGGCCCCUUCCGAGCUGCCGUAAAAUGUUUCGAAUGUUUGGAGGCUUUCAAAGACAGCCAAGUCCAACUGGCAGGCGACAGUUCCCUCGCGGCGGAUACAGGCUCGAUGCCUUUAACUUUGAGGAUGAUUCGCAUGGCUGGCGAUUUGACAUGGACAUGAGGUACAAGAAAGCUGUCUGCAGUGUACAGUAUAAGAUCUUUCAUACCAAUACAGAAGACAGUCAAGAAGGCAUACAUAUAUUGGACUAUCAGUGACAGGAAUGCAUUCAUCCAAUUGAAAUUUGAGAAUAUGAUCAAGAAUGAAUGUAAAAUGUAAUGAAUUUUGAGUUUGGGGUUUGCCUAAUAUGUAGCCAGAGCUUUGACUAAUGCUUAAGCACACUUAUUUCACAAGUUGUAUUUACAGUGGCCCUAAAAGGAAUUUGGGUAAGUACUGCGAAUACUUUAAUAAAGUAUUUUUUUACAAAUCAUUUGUGCUACUUUAACCUAUCCAUAUUGAAUACUCAAAAUGGUUUGCUCGGGUUUUUUUCUUCUUUUUUUGCUCAAAUGGCCAUGAUUUUUAUCUGUUCUCAAUAACCAACGCUGAGUUUACAUUGUGUGAUAAAUCUUUUGAAAUAAGAAGUACCUUCAAGAUUUACUAGACAUAAUUUACUAUUAAUUUGAAUUCUACUGCAUGUGACCCUGGACUACAAAACCAAGUCGCAUGAGUAUAUUUCUAUCAAUAGCCAUCAAUACACUGUGUUUUUAUGCCAAAAAUUAUUAGGAUAUUAUGUAAAGUUCAUGUUCCAUAAAGAUAUUUUGUAAAUAUAUCAAAACUUUAUUUUUGUGAGUGGAUGCAGUUGCUAAUAUGAACUAUAUACACUCACCUAAAGGAUUAAUAGGAACACCAUACUAAUACUGUGUUUGACACCCUUUUGCCUUCAGAACUGCCUUAAUUCUACAUGGCAUUGAUUCAACAAGGUGCUGAAAGUAUUCUUUAGAAAUGUUGGCCCAUAUUGAUAAGAUAGCAUCUUGCAGUUGAUGGAGAUUUGUGAGAUUCUCUAUUGGGUUGAGAUCUGGUGACUGUGGGGGCCAUUUUAGUACAGUAAACUCAUUGUCAUGUUCAAGAAACCAAUUUGAAAUGAUUUGAGCUUUGUGACAUGGUGCAUUAUCCUGCUGGGAGUAGCCAUCAGAGGAUAAGUACAUGAUGGUCAUAAAGGGAUGGACAUGGUCAGAAACAAUGCUCAGGUAGGCCGUGGCAUUUAAACGAUGCCCAAUUGGCACUAAGGGGCCUAAAGUGUGCCAAGAAAACAUCCCCCACACCAUUACACCACCACCACCAGCCUGCACAGUGAUAACAAGGCAUGAUGGAUCCAUGUUCUCAUUCUGUUAACGCCAAAUUCUGACUCUACCAUCUGAACGUAUCAACAGAAAUCAAGACUCAUCAGACCAGGCAACAUUUUUCCAGUCUUCAACUGUCCAAUUUUGGUGAGCUCGUGCAAAUUGUAGCCUCUUUUUCCUAUUUGUAGUGGAGAUGAGUGGUAACCGGUGGGGUCUUCUGUUGUUGUAGCCCAUCCGCCUCAGGGUUGUGCGUGUUGUGGCUUCACAAAUGCUUUGCUGCAUACCUCGGUUGUAACGAGUGGUUCUUUCAGUCAAAGUUGCUCUUCUAUCAGCUUGAAUCAGUCGGCCCAUUCUCCUCUGACCUCUAGCAUCAACAAGGCAUUUUCGCCCACAGGACUGCCGCAUACUGGAUGUUUUUCCUUUUUCACACCAUUCUUUGUAAACCCUAGAAAUGGUUGUGCGUGAAAAUCCCAGUUACUGAGCAGAUUGUGAAAUACCCCGACUGGCCCGUCUUGCACCAACAAACAUGCCACGCUCAUAAUUGCUUAAAUCACCUUUCUUUCCCAUUCUGACAUUCAGUUUGGAGUUCAGGAGAUUGUCUUGACCAGGACAACCCCGCUAAAGGCAUUGAAGCAACUGCCAUGUGAUUGGUUGACUAGAUAAUUGCAUUAAAGGUAGGGUAACAGAUUUGAUCCUGAAACAUUUUUUGUUAUGCUGGUUAAAAGUCUCCUUACAUCCUGAUAGCAAUCACUGUGUUAAGUUGUUUAAAUGUAUUUGUAGAAAUUUAUGUCAUCUGUGUAAGGCGUAGGACCAAAAAAUGUUCAACAAAUCAUAGAUUUCGGUCCGAACGGACGUUUCCAUUUUUGUCCCUCAUACGUAAGCAUAAUUUGAAUGCCCACCGCGCAGCGAGUCCACACAGACACCAUACGUCAUCGGCGCGUUCAUGUGCGCUCACCUCCUGCCUGUAAACAGUGAGAACAGCAAACUUUUCUGCUAAAUUGACAACCUACACAGGAGGCACAAAACUAAAGGCAUCUUUUAUAACAACAACAGCAAAAACUGCCUGGAUCAGCAAGAGCAAAACCCCAAAUGAACAUCGGUAACUUUACUGCUUUACCACGAGAUGCAAACAGCUGCAGGAAGCAAAGGGUCUUGAAAGAGUCGUUGCACAGUUUAUUUUGGUAAGGUAGGUACGCGAUAUGUUUGUAUUGAGAUGGAUUCAGAUAUUCUACUUUGAUGAAACAUUGUGUUGUUUAUGAAAUUUGUGUUCGUUUACGGAUUAGCGUAACGAUAUAGUUACUACGUCUACACAACCGAACGUGUGCUUAAACUAAUUCUGAUGUAAACCAGUUGUUUGGUUAUUUUGGCAGUGUUAUUCGACUUUGUACUGCAAAGUUUUCUCAUUGCUGAAUGAGACAUGAGAUGUGACCGUCUGAUCUGUGCGUGUUCAUGUGUUUUGGAAGAGGCGUGACUUUGGAUGGCGGUUUGACUUGAGGGUGGGAUCGAGAUUUCAUUGCUAGGCGGCUACCGUUAGCAUUUUUCAAAAUGUGUUACCCUACCUUUAAUGAGAAAU